Molecule: messenger RNA, 396 nt
Organism: Fundulus heteroclitus (mummichog)
Lineage: Eukaryota; Metazoa; Chordata; Actinopteri; Cyprinodontiformes; Fundulidae
Product: histone H2A-like
Exons: 1
Coding region: 19-396 (125 amino acids)
Cellular component (GO): nucleosome
Molecular function (GO): protein heterodimerization activity; DNA binding; structural constituent of chromatin
Source: RefSeq, a predicted model, not a curated record
GUCUCGAAUUUGUUAAACAUGUCUGGACGCGGAAAGACCGGAGGAAAAGCCAGAGCUAAGGCCAAGACCCGCUCUUCCAGAGCCGGCCUCCAGUUCCCGGUGGGCCGUGUCCACAGGCUGCUGCGUAAAGGUAACUACGGGGAGCGCGUCGGUGCCGGAGCGCCCGUCUACCUGGCCGCUGUGCUGGAGUACCUGACGGCUGAGAUCCUGGAGCUGGCAGGAAACGCUGCCCGCGACAACAAGAAGACCCGCAUCAUCCCCCGUCACCUGCAGCUGGCCGUCCGCAACGACGAGGAGCUCAACAAGCUGCUGGGCGGAGUGACUAUCGCUCAGGGCGGCGUGCUGCCCAACAUCCAGGCGGUGCUGCUGCCCAAGAAGGCCGCCAAGGCCAAGUAA